AUGACGAGAAAGAGACGUGCUACUGAGAUGAAUAACGCUGAAGAGGCGGAGGAGGACCCACAUGCGUCGGCUGCUGAAGAGGAAAGUAAGAGUACAGCUUUGGACUUGAAAGAGUCGAACGAUAGCAGCAGCACAAGUAGCCAAGAAGGUGACGAGGAGUCGCAACCGGAGCCUUAUCGCAAGAAGCUGGAGGAAGGAGAACCUGGUACUUUGACUGGACGUCCCUUGCGUCUUUAUGCUGAUGGCAUCUUUGAUCUUUUUCAUUUUGGACAUGCAAAAGCCCUGCAGCAGUGCAAAGAGGCAUAUCCUAAUACGUACCUGAUCGUGGGCUGCUGCAGUGACGCCAUCACACACAAGCUAAAGGGUCGCACUGUCAUGACGGACAAGGAACGGUAUGAAUCGCUGCGUCACUGCAGAUGGGUAGAUGAGGUGGUUGAAGAUGCCCCUUGGGUUCUAUCAGAUGAGUUUCUGGAGAAACACGAGAUUGACUAUGUAUGUCACGAUGCGCUACCAUACUCUGAUACUUCGGGUGAGGCGUCGGAGGGUGAUGUGUAUGCACGUAUCAAGGCAAUGGGCAAGUUUUUGGAAACACGACGCACGGGCGGCAUCUCGACGUCAGACUUGAUCAUCCGUAUCAUUGCAGAGUAUGACACGUUCAUUCGUCGUAAUUUGCAGCGCGGAUACUCUGGCAAGGACAUGAAUGUGCCGUUCAUUAAGGAAAAGACUAUCAAGUUUGACAUGGCAGUAGACAAGGUACGCAACGACGUUGAUGGAUUCGUGCACAAGUGGAUCAGCAAAGCUGAUGACAUGCAGCACAGCUUUCUAGAGCUUUUUAGCAAGGAAGGUCGUCUGCGCACAUCAUUCCGCAAGCGUCGAAAGAUUAUCAAGGAGCGCUUGUCAGAGCGCAUGUCGGAGAUGGCGCGUGAAGGAUUGUGCUAA
Peronospora belbahrii is the source of this 939-nucleotide messenger RNA. NCBI's taxonomy places the organism in Eukaryota, Oomycota, Peronosporomycetes, Peronosporales, Peronosporaceae. The record is from the annotation of a GenBank genome assembly.